ACUAGAAUAAAAUUAAUAAGGAAAAAAAAAACUAAGGAAUUUUAUUACAAAAAAAUAUUUUGUACAACGAACUAUAACGAAAUAUAACGAAGAACAUUAUUUUAAAAAAAAAAAUCCAUUCAAACAUAGUAUGAAUAAGCAUUUGGAAAACAUAUAUGAUACCAAUGAUACCAAUAGAAUUAAAUGUCAUACAAUAAAAUUAUAUAAGUAAUUAUAAAAAUUCAUUUAUUAACUAUAUAGAAUUGUAUGUGCAUUGCAACUAGUCAAGAAAACAAAGAAAAAGUAAAUCUCAAAAAAAAAAAAACAUAAAUAAAAAAUUUAUUGAUCAAAUAAGCAGACGGAAUCAAGAAAGAAAGAAUCGAAAAAAAAAGAAAUAAAAUCAGAAAUUUUUUAAAUUAAAUGUCGAUUUCAUCUUGAUUUUUAUCUUCAACUUUUCGAUUCGAAUACAAUUUCUGAUCGAACUGAAAAAGAAGAAGAAAGAAGAAUAAACAAAAUUCAAGGACAAAAAAUAAAAAAAGGAAACGCAAUUUUUGUUUUUUGCUGCUUAUUUUUUUUACUUUUGUUUUUAUUAUAAAUUUCUUUGUUUAAGAAAAAUUUCUUAUAUAUACAAAAAUUUGUAAUCGAAAAUUUCAUAUUAAACAUCGAAUUUUUAUUGAUUUAUUCGAUUCAAUCGAGUUUAUUACUACCAUUAAUAAUAACUACUGUUAUAACAAUUAUUGUUAUGCCAACAUCAUAGCUGAUUACAAAAAAACAAAGAAAAAGCAACAAAAAAAUUAAAAAUAUUUGAGAAAAUUAAAACAAAAAAAAACUGUUAUACAACAAAUAUCAACAACAGCAUUACAACAAAAAUCAUCUAUUUCUUCAUCAACAUCCAAAAAUUAUCUACAAUAAAAUAUUUAUUAAGAUAAUCAUUAUCAAGAUACAAAAAACAAUACAACAUAAACCAAAACAAAAAAAAAACAUUUAAGAAUGUUUCCUGAAGAAUUAACAGAUGUACGUAUUUCAUUACCAUCAUCACCAAUAACAACAACAAUAGCAACAACACAAACAGCAACAUCAAUAUCAUCAAAUUCAAUUACAAUUCCAAUUCAAUCACAAUCAUUUAUUACACAAACAAAAUCUAUUAAUGAAAAUCAACAACAACAACAAGAACAUGACGAACAACAGCAACCAGAGCAACAACAUAAUGAACAACACAACAAUAAAAAAUCAAAUGAAAAUGAAAAAAUUUUAGCACAAAAUAUUGAUGAUAAUGAAAAAAAAUUAAUAAAAAAUCAAAAUGAAAGAAUAGAAAAAACAGGAUCGGCACAAGCCAAUAUUAUUGAUGUUGUCAUUGACAUUCCAACAUUAUCAUCAUUAUCAUCUGAAGUAAUAACAAAAACAAUAAAAAUAGAAAAUGAUAUUAAAUUAAAAGGUGAAUCAAAUCAAAUUAAAAAAAAAUCAUUAUUAUCAUUAUCAUCAAUAAUACCAACAUUUUUAAAAUCAUCUCCAUCAUCUGUAUCAUCUGAAUCAUUAUCAUCAUCACAAGCUACAUCUGUAUCAUCUUCAUCAAUAUUAACAUUAAAAUCAUCAUAUUUACCAUGUUCAUUAUUUACAAGAAAAUUAAUUAUACCAUUAAAAAAUGAAUUAAUAUCAGUGAUUACAGGAGCAUCAAUACAAUUACCAUCAUCAAUAUCAUCAUCAACAUCAUCAAUAUUACCAUCAAAAUUAAUAGAAUUACCAUCAUCAUCAUCAUCAUCAUCAUCAACAACAAUAUCAUUGCCAACAUCAUCUACAUCAGGAAUAAAAUCAGAAAUAAUAACAAUUGAUCGAAUAAUUGAUUGUAAAGAAAUUUAUAACGAUAAAAAACAACAACAACAAGAACAACAGCAACAAAUCAAAAAAUAUAAUGCAAUAGAUCAUCAUUAUAAAUUCAUCCCACCACCUUUAUUUGUGAUACUUGUUUCAAUAAUCGAGAUAGCAGUAUUUUUAUAUGAAUCAUGGGCAAUGAAAUAUCAAGAUGAUUAUAAUAGUAGUAAUGAUGGUAUACCAGUACCAAGUGAUUCUGUAUUAGUAUAUCGUCCAGAUAGAAGACAAGAAGUAUGGCGUUUUUUUUCAUAUAUGGUAUUACAUGCUAAUUGGUUUCAUUUAAGUUUUAAUGUUAUUGUACAAUUAAUAAUUGGUAUACCAUUAGAAUUAAUACAUGGUUCAAUACGAAUAUGUUGUAUAUAUUUGGCUGGUGUAUUUGCUGGUUCACUUGGUACAAGUGUUGUUGAUUCAAAAGUAUAUUUAGUUGGUGCUAGUGGUGGUGUUUAUGCGUUAUUAGGUUCACAUUUAGCAAAUAUAUUAUUAAAUUAUAAAAAUAUUAAAUAUGUAACAAUAAAAUUAAUAUCAAUAUUUAUAUUUGGUAUAUGUGAUAUUGGUUUUGCAAUAUAUACACGUUAUUUUCAAAAAGUUGAUGUUAUUAUUAAUGUACAUAUUGGUAAUGAUGAAAGAACAAGUACAAUAAGUGUUAUUAAUCCAUCACCACCAAUAUCAUAUAUUGCACAUUUAUCUGGUAUAUUAGCUGGUUUAACAAUUGGUUUAUUAAUAUUAAAAAAUUUUCAUAAUAAUAAUAUUAAUGAUUUAUUAAUUAAUAAUAAUAAUAAUAAUAGAGAAAAUGAUAAUAUUAAUAAUAAAAAUUUUUAUAAAUAUUAUAAAAUUUUAUUAUGGUGGACAGCAUUAUUUAUUUAUAUGGCAUUUAUAAUAUUUACAAUAACAUUUAAUAUUAUGAAUACAAUGACACCACAAAUAUUAGAAGAGAAAGGACAAGUAAUAAAACAAUAUUUGUUUCAUGAUUUGGGUAGUUCCUAAAAUAUAAGAGAGAAAAAAAAUUUAAAUUUCAGUAUUUACUUUUUUCUUUAUUAAUAAAAUAAUUAAUUUUUUUUUUAAUUUAAUUUAAUUUAAAUAGUAAAAUUAUCCACAAAUAAUUUAAAUAUUUAUUUUUGUUUUCCUUAUUUUUUUUUUAAUAAUUUAUUUAAAUUAUUUUGAAAUAUUUAAUAUUUAUAAUUAUGAAAUUCACAUACUCGUAUGUAUGCAAAACAGAAAAGAAAUAUGAAAAGUGAAUAAGUUGUAAGAAUAUUAAAAGCCGAAAAUUUUUAUAGAAACGUUCCCAAAUUUGUGAACCAAAUUGUUGUGAUAUUACCAAAGACUGAUUGAUUGAUGAUUGUUUAUUGAAAAAACUAAAUUGGAAUGAAUUGGUUUUUUUUUUGUUUUUGCUUAAUAAAUUAAAAAUAUUUAUUAUUUUAAAUUUUAUAAUUUUUAAAAUUUCAAAUCAGAUUUUUCAAUAUUUAGAAAAUAAAUAUUUAAUAAAAAAUUAUGUAAUAAAAUUAAAUUUGUAAUUUAAUUUAAUUUGUAUAUAGUAUCUUUUGUUUACCAGAAAAAAAAGUCAAAAUUUAAAAUGACAAAAUGUUGACAUUGAUUUUGCAAAUAACAUAAAAAAUUAACAAUGGCACACAUAAUUCAAGUUGCAAACCAAAAAUUUUUGAUUAUGUCAUAUUAUGUUUUGCAAUAUCUUUAACUAACAAAUUAUUUGACAAUUUUAUUCAUUCAAGUCAUCCCAUUUAUUGUCAAAAACAAAUUAUAUGUGAAUAAUUGAUGACGUCUAAUAAAAAUUCAAAAAUUAUGAUCAGAAAUUGCAAAUUGUAUAAGCGCAAAUGCAUUAUUUUUUUUACAAAGCAACAACACUGUUUUAUAGGCAUUGCUUCAAUUAUUUGUGCACUUCAAUUAUUUGUGCAAAGUAUUCAAUAGCGUUUGCAAAAUGAAUGUCACAAAUAUAUAUAAUUCAUUUAUAUAACAAUAUUAUUGUAUAUGAAUUGCAAAAAAAAAAUCUGUAAUAUAUAAUAAUUGUAUAAUAUUGUGUCACAAUAUUUUAAAUUAUUCAAAAAUAAUUCAAAAAAUUUAAAAUCAAAAAAUUUAAUUUUAAAAAUUAAUUUAAAUUUUGUAUUUUAGUAAAUAAAAUAAAUAAUGUAUUCUUUUUUUUUGUGUAUAUAAUGCAAUAAAAUACCAAAAAUUUAUAUAAUUAUUUUUUUUUUCCAAAUACUGAAAAAAUAAUAUAAAAUAAUAGUCCGCUGAGAAUUAUUUUAUUCCAUACUCGUAUACGUCAUUUAUACGUCAGUUGUUGGCAUUUUGACAUUUAACAUAAAUGCUAUCAAAACCGAAUUACAGCCGGACAUAGAAUAAUAUGAAAUUCCAUAUAUUUCGGAAACGGUCACAAAUACGAAAAACUGGAUUAUAGAUUUGAAAAGGGCAUAUUGAAGAGUUAACCAUUUUAAAAAUGUGACAAGGACUAAAAUAAUUCUAAAAAAAAUUAUUGAAUAAUUACAAUUGAUAAAUAUUAAAAUUUUCCUUUAGAAGACUAUUAUUAAGGAAUUUCAAAAAUAUAACAAUUUUUAUUUGGUGUAUGCCAGUUUAAACCAAAGAAAAUAUUUUAUGCAAUCGAAAAAAAAAACAAAA
Messenger RNA from Condylostylus longicornis, 4473 nucleotides. Its product is annotated as protein rhomboid. The transcript is spliced from 2 exons. Gene Ontology annotation, cellular component: membrane. NCBI's taxonomy places the organism in Eukaryota, Metazoa, Arthropoda, Insecta, Diptera, Dolichopodidae. The record is from RefSeq and is a predicted model, not a curated record. Gene Ontology annotation, molecular function: serine-type endopeptidase activity. Bases 970 to 2832 code for a protein of 620 amino acids.